Ostertagia ostertagi is the source of this 372-nucleotide messenger RNA. The record is from the annotation of a GenBank genome assembly. NCBI's taxonomy places the organism in Eukaryota, Metazoa, Nematoda, Chromadorea, Rhabditida, Trichostrongylidae.
AUGAGAAAUCGAUUGCAGAGAUUGUCGAGAUCAGCGUUGCCGGCUCUGCAACUGCGUAACGUCUUCCGUCCCGAGGAUCCCAUGCAAACGUCGAUCGCUUCGGAGCAAUUUAUGGAAGGAUCCACGUUCUCCAAUGCCUCAUGGGGAGAUGGUGACGCUAUGGUGUGCUCUCAUGCGACCUACAUUGUUCCUCCUGGCCGCAGUGCACUCGACGAGGUCGAAGAUUGCGAUUUGAUGAGCAUCCCUGCUCCGAAGUCUAUUCUCAGCUAUAGGGAAAGAGAGCCAGAGGAGGAAGUAACGUUAGGCACGUCUGUGGUUCUGGACGAGUCUCGCGUCGGCGUCGAGAAUCUUCCGGUUGUAGAAAGACGAUGA